CGGUCCCGGCCGCGCGGAGCGGACAUGUGCAGGCUGGGCUAGGAGCCGCCGCCUGCCCCCCCGCCCAGCGAUGUAUUCAGCGCCCUCCGCCUGCACUUGCCUGUGUUUACACUUCCUGCUGCUGUGCUUCCAGGUACAGGUGCUGGUGGCCGAGGAGAACGUGGACUUCCGCAUCCACGUGGAGAACCAGACGCGGGCUCGUGACGAUGUGAGCCGUAAACAACUACGGCUGUACCAGCUCUACAGCCGGACCAGCGGGAAGCACAUCCAGGUCCUGGGCCGCAGGAUCAGUGCCCGCGGCGAGGAUGGUGACAAGUAUGCCCAGCUCCUAGUGGAGACAGACACUUUCGGUAGUCAAGUCCGGAUCAAGGGCAAGGAAACGGAAUUCUACCUGUGUAUGAACCGGAAAGGCAAGCUUGUGGGCAAGCCCGAUGGGACCAGCAAGGAGUGUGUGUUCAUUGAGAAGGUCCUGGAGAACAACUACACAGCCUUAAUGUCGGCCAAGUACUCUGGCUGGUAUGUGGGCUUCACCAAGAAGGGGCGGCCACGGAAGGGCCCCAAGACCCGGGAGAACCAGCAGGAUGUGCACUUCAUGAAGCGGUACCCCAAGGGGCAGGCAGAGUUGCAGAAGCCCUUCAAGUACACCACAGUGACCAAGAGGUCUCGGCGGAUCCGCCCCACACACCCAGGCUAGGCUGCGGCCCUGCGUGGCCUCCAGGCCACCUGGCCCACACUCACACUCACAGAGAACUGCAUCAGAGGAAUAUUUUUACAUGAAAAAUAAGGAAGAAGCUCUAUUUUUGUACAUUGUGUUUAAAAGAAGACAAAAACUGAACUAAAACUCUUGGGGGAGGGGAGGCAAUAAGGAUUUUUUGGUUGACUUGUAACCCCUAUGACGAAAGACUCACGCAAAGGGACUGUUGUCAACACACAGGUGCUUGUCUCUCUAGGAACAGACAACUCUAAACUCGUCCCCAGAGGAGGACUUGAAUGAGGAAAACGACACUCUGAGAAACCAAAGUCCUUUUUCCCAAAGGUUCAGAAAG
Molecule: messenger RNA, 1046 nt
Organism: Condylura cristata (star-nosed mole)
Lineage: Eukaryota; Metazoa; Chordata; Mammalia; Eulipotyphla; Talpidae
Gene: FGF18
Product: fibroblast growth factor 18
Exons: 5
Coding region: 71-694 (207 amino acids)
Biological process (GO): animal organ morphogenesis; cell differentiation; regulation of cell migration
Cellular component (GO): cytoplasm
Molecular function (GO): type 2 fibroblast growth factor receptor binding; growth factor activity; type 1 fibroblast growth factor receptor binding
Source: RefSeq, a predicted model, not a curated record